Silurus meridionalis is the source of this 3297-nucleotide messenger RNA. It is a transcript of the gene grik1a, whose product is annotated as glutamate receptor, ionotropic, kainate 1a. Bases 244 to 3009 code for a protein of 921 amino acids. Gene Ontology annotation, molecular function: kainate selective glutamate receptor activity; transmitter-gated monoatomic ion channel activity involved in regulation of postsynaptic membrane potential. NCBI's taxonomy places the organism in Eukaryota, Metazoa, Chordata, Actinopteri, Siluriformes, Siluridae. Gene Ontology annotation, biological process: modulation of chemical synaptic transmission; synaptic transmission, glutamatergic; monoatomic ion transport. The record is from RefSeq and is a predicted model, not a curated record. The transcript is spliced from 16 exons. Gene Ontology annotation, cellular component: postsynaptic membrane; presynaptic membrane; plasma membrane.
CGGUGCACGCGCCUCCACACCGACCGCACUAAUAACACGGUCACGCGCUCAGCCAGGUGUUCGUUAUGUACAAAGUGCCAUUUGAGAUUGUUUCUCAAGCUCAGCACACGGACUGAAAGCAAGAACAUAAAAAGGAAAAGAAGAUAAAGAAAUGUUCAACAUUUGACGUUCGAGUCUGAAAGACUUCCUUUACCCAGUUUUUCACGCAGGUAGCAGAAAGCAGGGGAAACAGCGCGGAAGCGGAUGCGCGUGCAUUUGACCCGAAAGCGUCGUCCCUGGACGUUGAGGAAGAUGAAGAUGAAGUUUGGGAGCAGUUUCCAGAUAGGAGCUAUGCAGAAAAAAGCCCGGCUGCUGCUCUGGCUUUUCUUCGUGAUGUCGAAGUUGUGUCUCAGUGAACACCAGGUCCUCCGAAUCGGGGGUAUAUUUGAAACUCGGGAGAAUGAGCCAGUGAGUGUGGAUGAGUUAGCCUUCAAAUUUGCUGUUACCAGUAUCAACCGCAACAGAUCACUAAUGUCAAACACCACACUGACCUACGACAUCCAGAGAGUGAACUUUUUUGACAGUUUCGAAGCCUCUCGAAGAGUGUGUGACCAGUUAGCUCUAGGUGUUGCUGCAGUUUUUGGCCCUGCUCACAGUUCCUCAGUCAGUGCUGUUCAGUCCAUCUGUAAUGCUCUCGAAGUCCCACACAUUCAGACCCACUGGAAACAUCCUUCUGUGGACAACAAGGACUCCUUCUUUAUCAAUCUUUAUCCAGAGCACAGCUCUAUCAGCAGGGCCAUUUUGGAUGUUGUGGCCUACUAUAAGUGGAAGACUAUAACUGUGGUCUAUGAAGAUAGCACAGGCCUAAUGCGCAUGCAGGAGGUGAUCAAGGCACCCUCCAGGAAUGGUAUGAAGGUGCGUAUUCGCCAGCUGCCCACGGGGAGCACUGACGCUCGCCCACUUCUCAAGGAGAUGAAGAAGGAACAGGAGUUCUAUGUCAUUUUUGACUGCUCCUACCAAAUGGCCUCUGAGCUGCUUAAACAGCUAAUGUCGAUGGGAAUGAUGACUGAGUACUACCAUUUUUUCUUCACUACUUUGGAUCUCUUUGCACUUGACCUGGAGCCAUACCGAUACAGUGGCGUGAACAUGACGGCUUUCCGCUUGCUAAACCUGGACAAUCCAAAUGUUGCAUCCGUUGUUAAAAAAUGGAGCGCGGAAUGGCAGUUCGCCCCAUACCGACCUGAAAGUGGCCUGAUGAGUGGCAUGAUGACUACAUCAGCCGCUCUCAUGUAUGAUGCUGUGUUCAUGGUUUCUGUGGCAUCACAGCGUGCCAGUCAGAUGACAGUGAGUUCUCUGCAGUGCCACAGGCACAAACCGUGGCGGUAUGGACCUCGCUUCAUGAACCUGUUUAAGGAGGCACAAUGGGAUGGCUUGACAGGACGCAUUGUCCUGAACAAGACCGAUGGACUAAGAAAAGUCUUUAAUUUGGACCUCAUCAGCCUUACUGAUGAAGGUACAACAAAGAUUGGAGUGUGGAAAUCAUCUACUGGUUUGAACCUGACUGAAAAGAGGGACAGCUCUAAUAACAUCACAGAUUCGUUGGCCAACAGAACGCUGAUUGUUACCACAAUUCUGGAAAACCCGUAUGUAAUGUAUAGAAAGUCUGAUAAGGUGCUUUAUGGGAAUGAUCGCUUUGAAGGCUACUGUUUAGAUCUACUGAAGGAGCUCUCCAACAUUCUGGGAUUCAGCUAUGAAGUCAGGCUGGUGUCGGAUGGCAAGUACGGUGCCCAGAAUGACAAGGGGGAAUGGAAUGGAAUGGUCAGGGAGCUCAUUGACCAUAUAGCUGAUCUAGCUGUGGCACCUUUGACUAUCACUUAUGUGCGAGAGAAAGUCAUAGACUUCUCUAAGCCGUUCAUGACCCUGGGGAUUAGUAUCUUGUAUCGUAAACCCAAUGGCACCAAUCCAGGAGUCUUCUCUUUCCUCAACCCCCUCACCCCGGACAUCUGGAUGUAUGUGUUGUUGGCGUGUUUGGGAGUCAGCUGCGUGCUCUUCAUUAUUGCUAGGUUCACACCAUAUGAAUGGUAUAACCCUCAUCCUUGCAAUCCUUCAUCAGAAGUGAUGGAAAACAACUUCACAUUGUUAAAUAGCUUGUGGUUUGGAGUUGCAGCACUGAUGAGACAAGGGUCAGACCAGAUGCCCAAGGCUUUAUCCACCAGAAUUGUUGGAGGGAUUUGGUGGUUCUUUACACUUAUCAUCAUAUCAUCAUACACUGCAAACCUGGCCGCUUUUCUCACUGUGGAGCGGAUGGACGCUCCGAUUGAUUCAGCGGAUGAUCUGGCUAAGCAGACUAAAAUAGAAUAUGGAGCAGUGCGAGAUGGUUCCACCAUGACUUUCUUUAAGAAGUCAAAGAUCUCUACAUAUGAGAAGAUGUGGGCGUUCAUGAGCAGCAGGAAGAACACCGCUCUGGUGAAGAACAAUAAAGAAGGCAUUACACGUGUCCUCACCACAGACUAUGCCCUUCUCAUGGAGUCCACCAGCAUAGAAUACAUUAGCCAGAGAAACUGUAACCUCACUCAGGUCGGUGGACUCAUAGACUCCAAAGGCUAUGGAGUAGGAACACCUAUAGGCUCGCCUUACCGGGACAAGGUGACUAUCGCCAUCCUGCAGCUGCAGGAGGAGGGCAAGCUUCACAUGAUGAAGGAGAAAUGGUGGAGGGGGAAUGGCUGCCCUGAGGAGAACAACAAAGAGGCCAAUUCCUUGGGAGUUGAGAACAUUGGUGGUAUCUUCAUUGUGCUUGCUGCUGGCCUUGUUCUCUCUGUUUUUGUGGCAAUCGGAGAGUUCAUCUAUAAAUCUCGCCAGAACAGUGACGUUGAGGAGUGCAUAUGUUUUAGCGAGUUAAUGGAGGAGCUGGGAGUCUCCUUCAGGUGCCACAAAGCGAUGAGGAAAAGAAGAAGACCACGAGGAAAAGCAGCACUCACAGGAGUCUUAUGCAAUUCCAAACGCUUCCCAAGGAAAGAAACUGUGACCUAAAGAGAAAAAAAGCUUUUCCAUUGAUUUUGGCAAAGCAUUUCAAUUUAACAAUUGAGUUGCACAAUUGAGUUUGUUUGUUUAUUUAUUUGUUGGAACAUGGGCAUAGUGUGCAUAUCAAACUUUGUGGUAGUGGAAAACAUCUUGGGGUAAUUGUUUAGUAUGUUUAAUUAUUGAAUGAAAAUGGAGUGGGAUCACAAUCAGGAAGAUAUCAGUUACUCCAAUGUAGCAUUUCAUGUGCCCUUUCGUUAUUUUUCAAAAUAAAAAGAUUUUGUAUAUUUUAAACAGAAA